Prorocentrum cordatum is the source of this 522-nucleotide messenger RNA. The record is from the annotation of a GenBank genome assembly. Lineage: Eukaryota; Dinophyceae; Prorocentrales; Prorocentraceae.
AUGGCGGCCGGGGAGGCCUUCAACAGGCAGUUGCACAAGUUUUCCACUGCGGACAAGGCAUUGCUCAUGUGGUCGCUGGCCAAAUCCAGGGUCGUCCACCUGGCCCUGUGCCGGCUCCUGAUCCGCAGCCUAGCCGCGGAGUGCUGCGCCAAGCUGCAGCGCGACAUAGUCAGCGCCACGCUGUGGGCCACUGCCGUCAUCUGCCCCUCGCUCCCAGCUGGCGAGGAGUGGGCGAAGAAGCUGGUGCAGGACCUCUGCGUUGCUCAGCCCUGGGCGGGCGCCUCGCCUUUCGAGGUGGCCAAUGCGGCGUGGGCGUUCGGGCAAGUGCCGCCGGAGUGGGUGAUCGCGUUCUGGCCAGCGCUGCUGUCUUCGGUGGAGCAGCUGUUGCCAGGCACACUCACGCUGCACGAGCUCUGCAACCUCCUGAGCGGCCUGUCCCUGUGCCCCGCGAGCGUCCGCGGCUCGCCCCAGCUGCUGGAGGAGGUCUUGUCCGAGGACAGCUCGCUGCAGCUCUGGCGCUGA